AUGCUACUGCUGCUGACCUUGGUGCUCCUUGCCAGUCCCACCUGCAGAGCCCAGAAUGUCCUGGGCAACAGUGUCGGCAGCUAUUUCUACGUUCAAGGUGAAGAUCAGGGGGAGCUUAGGGGCAUGCGGAUCUUUGUAACAGUAAUAAACCUCAUCAAAGGCAUGCAGCUGCAGUUUGGCAAUUACUGGAGUGAGGUCUAUGGAUCCCGGUCACCAAACUCUAUAGAGUUCCUUCUGGAGGACGGAGAGCACGUGGUAAAUGUGGGUGGCACCGCAAAGCUCUGCCUGACGUCCCUGAGCUUCACUACAAACAAGGGGCGUGUAGCUACCUUUGGUGUUAAAAGGGGCCGCUCAUUCUAUGACAGUGGAGGCUCAGACAAGCGUCUAGUGACUGUCAAUGGUGUGAAUGCAGCAGGCCUCUGCAUCAAAGGGAUGGGCUUCAAAUGGGGAGAUAUCAAUCAUAAAGACAAUGACCAUGAUGAUGACGAGAAAGAUAAUGAUGAUGAUGACAAAGAUGAUGAUGAUGACAAAGAUGAUGAUGACAAAGAUGAUGAUGACAAAGAUGAUGACAAAGAUGAUGAUGAUGAUGACAAAGAUGAUGACAAAGAUGAUGAUGAUGAUGAAGACAAAGACAAAGAAGAUGAUGACAAAGAUGAUAAUGACAAAGAUGAUGAUGAUGAUUACAAAGAUGAUGAUGACAAAGAUGAUGAUGAAGACAAAGAUGAUGAUGAUGAAAACAAAGACAAAGAUGAUGAUGACAAAGAUGAUGAUGAUGACGAUGAUGAUAACAAAGAUGAGGAUGAUGAUGGUGAUGGUGAUGAUGACAACGAUGACAAGGAAGAUGAGAAAGAAGAGUAG
Apodemus sylvaticus (European woodmouse) is the source of this 858-nucleotide messenger RNA. Its product is annotated as prostatic spermine-binding protein-like. Bases 1 to 858 code for a protein of 285 amino acids. The record is from RefSeq and is a predicted model, not a curated record. The transcript has 4 exons. NCBI's taxonomy places the organism in Eukaryota, Metazoa, Chordata, Mammalia, Rodentia, Muridae.